CGGGGAUACUGCCGAAAUCAAACCAAUACAUCUUUAGAAUUUAGAUUUGUCAGUUCCCUAAAAGAUGGCUCUUUGAGAGCUACAAUAACUAAACCUAUCAGCUAUUCAAGAUGCUGGGAAAUUAUAAAGGAGACCUUGGAAACGAUUGGAGAGAAGUCGCAAGAUUUCGGUACCGACAGCCUGCGUUCAGGUGCCGCGCGACAGCUACAGUAUGGCACAGUCGGAACCGACUAUACAAGAGACGAUGGAAAACAGACAGCACAAGUACAUGAAGAUUCAAUAGACAAUAACGAAGACUUAAAUAUAUUUGCACGAACGAAAUAA
Molecule: messenger RNA, 324 nt
Organism: Paramuricea clavata
Lineage: Eukaryota; Metazoa; Cnidaria; Anthozoa; Malacalcyonacea; Plexauridae
Source: the annotation of a GenBank genome assembly